AUGGCUCAAGUUGACACGUGUAGAGGUAACGAACCAGCGCAGGGCCUUAAUGAAGGGGUGGUUGGUGAGGCGAAGAAAGAGUCGAGGGGGGAACGGGAAACUUGGAGUAACAAGUUGGACUUCUUACUCGCUCUGAUUGGAUUCUCGGUUGGUCUUGGAAAUGUAUGGAGGUUUCCUUAUCUAUGUUUUAAGAAUGGCGGAGGUGCCUUCCUCAUUCCAUACUUUAUAUGUCUGGUCGUUGGGGGCGUACCUCUACUACUCCUGGAGUUGGGGUUGGGUCAGUUUAUGGCCCAGGGUGGCAUCGGCGUCUGGAAGAUAUCUCCACUUUUCAGGGGCAUCGGCAUCACAAGUUUGAUGUUAGUGAUUAUGGUUAACAUCUACUACAACGUCAUCAUAGCCUGGGCUCUCUACUACUUGGUGAUGUCUUUCACUGCCGUGCUACCCUGGUCUCACUGUAACAACCCUUUCAAUACGGAGCUUUGUCGAGACCCUACUGGGUACGGUGUGGUAGGAACAGACUUGUGGAGAUGUGAUCAAAUCAAGCAGAAUGUUUCCAACUCGUCUGGAAGUUUUCUUCUGACAAAUUUGACCCAUGGUGAGACAGAAACGCAGUUUGAUUGUUCGGUUUUAAAGGAUGUCAACAGGACGAGCUCUGCUGUUGAAUUUUGGGAACGUAAGAUUUUACAGAUACAUUUGUCAGACGGAUUGCAUGAUAUGGGUUCGUUCAACUGGCAGUUGUCAUUGUGUCUGAUCCUAGCCUGGGUUGUCGUCUAUAUGUGUGUGUUUAAAGGAGUCAAAAGCUCUGGAAAGGUUGUUUAUUUUACUGCGACGUUUCCUUACGUGUUGAUCACCAUUCUGCUAGUAAGAGCUGUCACUCUUGAGAACGCUUCGGAGGGAUUGGUGUACUAUCUUAAACCCAACAUGACCAGGCUCCAAGACGGUCAGACAUGGCUUGAUGCAGCAUCACAGAUUAUGUUCAGUUACUCCCUCGGGAUUGGCAACAUGGCUGCCUUAGGAAGCUACAACACCCUCAACCACAACUUCUUCAGGGAUGGUAUAAUGUUUGCAGUGGUGAAUAGUGGUACUAGUCUUUACUCUGGCGUAGUGAUAUUCGCUGUGCUGGGCUUUAUGGCUGGAAAACAAAGUAUUCCUGUGGCGGAUGUAGUCAAAUCAGGCCCAGGCCUUGCCUUUGUGGCAUACCCGGAAGCCGUUGCACAGAUGCCCCUAUCGCCACUAUGGGCCAUUCUAUUCUUCAUUAUGCUGUUACUUCUGGGAAUCGACAGUCAGUUUGUGGGCAUCGAGGGCAUGGUAACAGCGCUUGUAGACUUCUUGCCUCGCUUUCGAAAAGGAAAUCGUCGUUCAUUGUUUGUCUUAGCAUUAUGUAUACUCUCAUGCUUAGCUGGUCUGCCUAUGACGCGCAGUGGAGGAAUGUAUGUCUUUCAAAUGUUCGACACAUACGCUAUAAGUUGGUUUGCGGUCCUGUGGGUCACCUUUUUCGAGGCUGUAGUUAUUGGAUGGGUGUACGGCGCUGACCGUUUCUAUCAAAACUUUGAGGAAAUGUUGAAGUGGCGUCCAAGACCUUACCUGAAAAUCUGCUGGAAAUUUCUGACACCUGUAUUCACUAUGGGCGUGUUUAUUUUUAGUCUGGUAACUUAUAAACCAUUGAAGUACAACGAUUACGAAUACCCUGUGUGGGGUCAGGUACUAGGCUGGUGUGUGGCCGCUUCAUCAAUGAUACAGAUUCCAAUCUUUGUUGUGUAUCAGAUGGCAACAGCGAAAGGGACGUUACGAGAACGUUGGGUAUUACUAACGACACCACGACGGGCUUAUGAGGAAGUGCCGACUGCAGCCCUGACGCAACCUAUGAAAAACUUCACUGCAAACCCACCACCGUAUAGUGACGACAUGGCACAGGCACCAGACCUAUAAGUCUUCUAUCGAGCAACAGUAUCAUCGGGGAUUCAAUUUUAGGCAUACUUGAAAUUUAAAGGCAUUGGACACUUUGGUAAUUCACUCAAUUGCCAAAAUCUUACUUGGUAACGAGCAAUGGCCGAGAGCUGUUUACAUUGUGUGGAACGCGGCCGUCACAUGGCAAAACAAUGCAACUCGAAAAAAUGAGCAUUAGAAAAAGUGCUUCAAAGAUUCAUCGUCUGCCAUUUUUUAAUGUAUUUCUCUAUUCAACUAAAACUGUUACAGAAUAUUUGUGAGUUGUUGACAUAUCAGCCAGAAAAAGAUCGUUUGAAAAGAACAAAUGGUUUUGUUGUUAUUAAUAUUUAAGCGAAGUUACAUUGUUUUACCAAACAAAUUGUCUAAUUUGGACGCUGCAUGUGCUAAUAGUUAUGUUUUGUGUUUAUUGUAAAAACAAAAUCCAGUAAUUUUUACCGUAAUUAAAUUCAGCAGACUUUCUACCAAACACUUAUCAUGAAAUAAACGGCAGUCUAACAAGAGGCGUUAUUUUUUAUUAAUCGUGCACUAGGCCUACUUUGUUGACAUAAAACCAAGCAAGAUAAGUAGGAUUUGAAACUUUGCGUGGUGGGAGUUUAAUCUUGAAAAUGCGAGGUUUGCGCAUGCGGGUUGAGGUAACACCAACUUGUUUUCCUUAGUGCUAUCGGACACCCUGAGCCAAAUUUCAUAAAGCUGCUAUUUUAUAAGCAGAGAAUAACGCUGGACGAAUGUGCCCAGAUUUCAAUGUUUUCUAGACAUUGCAGCUGAAUUUGUUUUCUAUAUAACAAAAAAAGGAAAGUAUCGUUUUUCUUUCAUUGAAUUGACAUUAGCGUUGUAUUCAAGAUGCUACGUCAGAUUUUUUUGCCCCAAACAUUAAAGAAUAGAUUUUUUUUGAGUGAAUGGUAUUUCAAAGAGAUCACCCGCUCAAACGAA
Molecule: messenger RNA, 2877 nt
Organism: Asterias rubens (European starfish)
Lineage: Eukaryota; Metazoa; Echinodermata; Asteroidea; Forcipulatida; Asteriidae
Product: sodium- and chloride-dependent GABA transporter 1-like
Exons: 13
Coding region: 1-1929 (642 amino acids)
Biological process (GO): sodium ion transmembrane transport
Cellular component (GO): membrane
Source: RefSeq, a predicted model, not a curated record